GUCCUUCUUCUUUCUUUAUAAAAGCUAAGACUUGUUAAUGACUAGCUUGUGAGACAAACAUUAGGAGGGUGAAAAAGAAAUGCUAGAGAGUGAAGAGAAAAACUGGGUAAUAAUACCGCUUGCAUUUGUGCAAGAGCUCAAGAAGGCUUCCUCUAUAGCUGCACCAAUGGUGGUGGUGUCAAUUCUGCAGUAUCUUUUGCAAGUAGUAUCUAUUAUAAUGGUUGGACACCUUGGUGAACUUUCACUCUCUGGCGUUGCCAUUGCCACCUCUCUCACCAACGUAACCGGCUUUAGCCUUCUUUCCGGAAUGGCUGGUGGGUUGGAAACUCUAUGUGGGCAAGCUUAUGGAGCAGAGCAGUUUCAAAAACUUGGAACCUAUACUUAUACUGCAAUCAUUUCUCUCAUUCUGGUUUGUCCCCCAGUUUGUGUUCUAUGGAUUUUCAUGGACAAAAUAUUAAUUCUCUUAGGCCAAGACCCUACAAUAUCCCUUGAAGCUUGCAAAUACUCAAUGUGGCUCAUUCCUGCACUAUUUGGCGGUGCAGUACUUAAGCCACUUACUCGUUACCUGCAGUCACAAAGUUUGACUCUUCCAAUGCUCUUUAGCUCCAUUGUUAUUCUAUCUUUUCACAUACCUGCAUGUUGGAUUCUUGUGUAUAAGUUGAAAUUAGGAAGUCAUGGUGCAGCAAUAGCCUUCGGUUCAUCAACUUGGCUGAACGUGAUAUUACUAAGCCUUUUUACGAUUUAUUCUUCGGCAUGUGAAAAAACACGUGUCCCUUUUUCAAAAGAUGUUUUGCUUGGUAUCUCAGAAUUCUAUCGCCUUGCUAUCCCUUCUGCUGUAAUGGUUUGUCUUAAAUGGUGGUCAUGUGAGCUGCUUACUUUGCUGUCUGGCCUUCUGCCAAAUGCAAAGCUGGAGACUUCAGUGCUCUCUAUUUGCCUUACAAUUUCUACAUUGCACUUCACUGUAGCCUAUGGAUUUGGGGCUGCUGCAAGUACUCGGAUUUCAAAUGAACUGGGAGCUGGAAACCCACAAGCAGCUAGAGUGACUGUUUGGGCUACAAUGUUCCUUUCCAUCACAGAGGGAAUUAUUGUGAGCGUGACUCUCUUCUUUUGCCGCUAUGUUUUGGGAUAUGCAUACAGCAAUGAGAAGCAGGUUGUGAAUUAUAUCACAGUUAUGGCCCCAUUGAUUUGUCUCUCAAUAUUAAUGGACAGCUUACAAGCAGUUCUUUCUGGCGUUGCUCGAGGAAGUGGAUGGCAGCACAUUGGUGCCUAUGUCAACCUUGGGGCAUUUUAUCUGGUUGGACUCCCAGUGGGAGCUGUACUUGGUUUUGUUCUACAUUUAAGAGGGAAAGGCCUUUGGAUUGGGAUCAUUGCUGGGUCUAUUGUGCAAUCAACUCUUCUUUCUCUUAUAACAGGUUUCACAAAUUGGAAAAAACAGGCAGACAAGGCAAGAGAGAGGAUAUUUGAGAGGAAAUCUUCAGUGAACAGUCAAUCAGAUAGAAUUGACAAAGAAGCAACUUAAAGCAGAUGAUUAGUCACCUUUCAUCUUCAAAUUUAACUCUAAUGUAAAUCUAUUUGAAGAGUAUUCCUCUCAAAGUUGUGGAACUUAGUUGUGGGUCUUUUGUACAAAUAUGGUUAAUACUCCACACAUUGUGAAUGGAGAACACCCCAACCCCCCCCCCCCCCCCACCAACGAAAAAGGGGGACGUCAUGUGGUAUUAGGACAUCUUGUUUCACAUUGAUAUUUAGUAGUGGUAGACUGGUAGUUAGCUUAAUUGGUAAAUUUUUUUAAAAGCCAAUUGGUAUUUUGAUAUGAUAAAAAAGAGUAAUCAUCAUGGAUGUGGGUGCAAGUGCCCAUCCGUGGGUUCCUCCCUUUGCUAUGCACGUCGCGUGCUCUAAGGAAUACAGCACAGACGAGUGGAUCAGAGGAGGAGCGCUUAGUGGGAGUUGUAACCUGGUGUAGGUUUAGGAACCAAACUUAGACUCCUUGUAGAGGGCUUUGAAUAUCCAGAUUUUAGGUCUAGAGUUAAGGUAUGGAGAUGAAAAGGUGUUAAGCAUUCAACCCCGCCCAACUCUUGAGUCGGCCUCCACUCAUCAUGUUCCAUAUUCUAAUUCUAUUAAAGAUUCCUCUAAGAGCAUUCACAUUAGUCCGUAGAAAAUUUUCCAUCUAUUUUAGCAUAAGAAUUAACUUUUUCUAUU
Quercus robur (English oak) is the source of this 2196-nucleotide messenger RNA. RefSeq names its product protein DETOXIFICATION 7. Gene Ontology annotation, biological process: xenobiotic detoxification by transmembrane export across the plasma membrane. The record is from RefSeq and is a predicted model, not a curated record. NCBI's taxonomy places the organism in Eukaryota, Viridiplantae, Streptophyta, Magnoliopsida, Fagales, Fagaceae. The transcript has 7 exons. Gene Ontology annotation, cellular component: membrane. Bases 80 to 1519 code for a protein of 479 amino acids. Gene Ontology annotation, molecular function: antiporter activity; xenobiotic transmembrane transporter activity.